CACACCCGUGGGUCACACUGGGGGGAGCUGGGUCAGCUGGUCCCAUCACUGCAAUGACCAGUCGUGUUGGGCUCACACUGGUGAAGGGCGUCUCUCCCAGGGUCUGAGGAUUCCGUGAAGAUCUUGCCCUUGGGCACAAAGCAAGGAUGCGUGAAAUUGUGCACAUUCAGAUCGGCCAGUGUGGUAACCAGAUCGGAUCCAAGUUCUGGGAGGUGAUUGGUGAGGAGCACGGCAUCGACUCGGUUGGGAGCUAUGGCGGGGACUGUGCCCUGCAGCUGGAGAGGAUCAGCGUGUAUUACAACGAGGCCCACGAUAAGAAAUAUGUGCCCCGAGCCGUCUUGGUGGACCUGGAACCUGGGACGAUGGACAGCAUCCGGUCUAGCAAAUUGGGAAGCCUCUUUCAACCAGACAGUUUUGUCCACGGUAACUCUGGGGCUGGCAACAACUGGGCCAAGGGCCACUACACGGAGGGAGCGGAGCUGCUGGACAGCGUCCUGGACGUGGUGCGGGGCGAGAGUGAGGCCUGCGACUGCCUGCAGGGCUUCCAGAUCGUGCACUCGCUGGGCGGGGGCACUGGCUCAGGCAUGGGCACGCUGCUCAUGAACAAGAUCCGGGAGGAGUACCCCGACCGCAUCCUCAACUCCUUCAGCGUCAUGCCCUCGCCCAAGGUGUCGGACACGGUGGUGGAGCCCUACAACGCCGUGCUGUCCAUCCACCAGCUGAUCGAGAACGCCGACGCCUGCUUCUGCAUCGACAACGAGGCCCUCUACGACAUCUGCUUCCGCACCCUGAAGCUGACCACGCCCACCUACGGAGACCUCAACCACCUGGUGUCCUUGACCAUGAGUGGCAUCACCACCUCCCUCCGGUUCCCGGGCCAGCUCAAUGCCGACCUGCGCAAGCUGGCCGUGAACAUGGUCCCUUUCCCCCGCCUGCACUUCUUCAUCCCCGGCUUCGCCCCGCUCACGGCGCAGGGCAGCCAGCAGUACCGGGCCCUCUCGGUGGCUGAGCUCACCCAGCAGAUGUUUGAUGCCCGCAACACCAUGGCUGCCUGUGACCCCCGGCGCGGCCGCUACUUGACCGUGGCCUGCAUCUUCCGAGGGAAGAUGUCCACCAAGGAAGUGGACGAGCAGAUGCUCACCGUGCAGACCCGGAGCAGCAGCUGCUUCGUGGACUGGAUCCCCAACAACGUCAAGGUGGCCGUCUGUGACAUCCCGCCCCCCGGGCUCAGCAUGGCCGCCACCUUCAUCGGCAACAGCACUGCCAUCCAAGAGCUGUUCACCAGGAUGUCCGAGCACUUCGCGGCCAUGUUCAGGAGGAAGGCCUUCGUGCACUGGUACACGGGCGAGGGCAUGGACAUCGACGAGUUUGUGGAGGCCGAGAGCAACAUCCAUGACCUGGUGUCCGAGUACCAGCAGAUUCAAGACGCCAAAGCAGGUCUGGAGGAGGAUGACGAGGUGGUGGGGGAGGCAGAAAUGGAAGCAGAGGAUAAGGAGGGUUAACCAAGAAAGGCGGGCACGGGGGCGGCUCUCCACAUGAGUGCUCUGGGCAGCAAUCCCAAGGCUGCUCCGCUGGGCAGCACCGAGGACACUGCACACAGCCACUCAGCGCUAGCUCGGACACAGACAUGGGCAGGGGCAGGGGCAGGGGGCGGGGCGGGGACAUCACCGAUGGCUUCAGGCUCUUCUUUGGCGCUGUAGUCCAUGCACAUUGUCUGCACUCCUUUGAAUAGUAAAGUGAAUUUAUCACAAAGGA
Myotis davidii is the source of this 1755-nucleotide messenger RNA. RefSeq names its product tubulin beta 1 class VI (gene TUBB1). The transcript has 4 exons. The record is from RefSeq and is a predicted model, not a curated record. Gene Ontology annotation, biological process: microtubule cytoskeleton organization; mitotic cell cycle. The coding region runs from base 147 to 1502 and encodes 451 amino acids. Gene Ontology annotation, molecular function: GTPase activity; structural constituent of cytoskeleton; GTP binding. Lineage: Eukaryota; Metazoa; Chordata; Mammalia; Chiroptera; Vespertilionidae. Gene Ontology annotation, cellular component: cytoplasm; microtubule.